GGAAGGCGAGUCUCCAUUGGCAUUAGGUAGCAGCGGCCCAAAGUGACGUCCGAGUCCACAUCAGAAUCAGCAGCAGAGCAGAGCAGGCAGCAACCGCAGGCACCAACAAACAGGUCGGGGACAUCGGUGGUCGUCCCCACGAAGGGCUCCGUUAACCAUUUGACCGUCUCAUGACCUGGCCGCCGCCUUCAUCGCUGCGCUCCUUGAGCAGCAGCAGCAGCAGCAGCUAUGAGGCCGACUGGGACUCGGACUCGGGCCUCUCGGCCGCGCAGCUGGACGCGCUGCACACGGUGAUCCUGUGCUGCUGCGCGCUGUCGCUGGGCGGCUGCCUCUACAUCGUGCGGCACCACUACGUCUCGGCGCGGCUGCACAGCGGCGUCUCCAUGGUGCAGAAGAUGGUGGUCGUGCUCUCGGUCUUCGACGCGGGUCUGUCCUUCCCCAAGAUGUUCGGCAACCUGCUCUCGCGGGACGCGAGCGACGACGUGAGCGCCGCCUGCAACGUGCAGGCCGUGGCGCUGCACGUCUUCGGGCUCAUGUCCGUCUUCUGGAACGCCGCCAUCGCCCACUGCUUCUACCGCAAGAUCGUGCACCGCGACAGCGAGGCGCGGCUCAAGAGCAGGUUCAAGCUCUACGUGCUGCUGGUGAUCGUGCCCGCCGUGGCCUGCAGCGUGGCGCUCUACGCCGCGAGGCUCUUCGGAGACGCCACGUUCUACUGCUGGGUCGAGUCGCGCGCCAAGCAGUUCUGGACGUUCUACCUCUUCGUGGUGCUCGCCAUCCUCUACAUCAGCGCCAUCCUCUGGGUCACGCACACGCGCAUCUCGCGCGACUUCCGGGACGCCAACCUGGACGCGCAGGAGUCGUGGGCGCUCAUCACGUCCAAGCUGCGGAUCUACAUCGCCGCCUUCAUCGUGCUCUGGACGCCCAGCACGGUCUUCCGACUGUUUGACCAGGAGCUAGGCUCUGCGAGGUUCGCGGUGGCUGUAUUGAUGCAGGUGACCGUGUGCACACAGGGCUUGAUGACCGCUAUUAUCUACGGAGGGCUGCUGACCAAGCUGUACCGGAUAGUCUCGUGCAAGUCGUCCAUCUCGCCAGCGAGGAAGUUUGUCAACUCGCCGUCGUUCCCCACGAUGGACACGGGCACCGACCACAGUCUGGUGAAGCACUACCGCCAGCCAGCGAACAUCUUCGUGUCGACGUUCAACAUGGGCGAGGCACGACUCACGCCCGCUCAACUGGACAAGUGGAUUCCGCUCGGACACGAUAUUUACGUCAUCGGACUCCAGGAGUGUCUGCAUCUGGCGAACACCCGCAGCUUGAUCCGUCAGCAUCUUGAAGGCGGGCGUCCUCGACCAGCAGCUAGCGGACACGCGCGUCGAGCAUCGAAGUUCCAUCAGUUCAACCGCGAGAUUGGCAGCAAGAACACAUCACUGGGCUACCAUGGCCACAUCGCUAUCACAGUCUUCAUCAAGUCGUCGGAUGUGGAUAGCGGCGCCUUCUACAUGCCUCCCGUGGUGCAGCAAGAGGUCAACGUCGGGAAGUCUCUGGUACUGGGUCGCGCAUCCAACAAAGGCGCGGUCGGCUUCGCCUUCCGCUAUUACGACACAUCGUUCGCUUUCGUCGCGUGUCAUUUAUCGUCGGACCCCAAGGGAAAGUCAAAGGUUCGGCGGCGAAAUCGCGACUCGCAGGAUAUUCUGAAGGAGCUGCAUCUGAACCUGGAAGACGUGGGCUUCGAGUUCCCCCACGUCCACCACCACAGCUUCGUACUAGGCGACCUCAACUACAGACUGACGCAGCGAGAAGCUAGCGCAGACACCAUCCUAGAGCUGGUGUCCAAGGUGCGCCAGUGCGAGACUGCGAAGCCUGCGCCGAUGAAACGCAAUCGCAGCUUGCGCCGCGGACUGCUGGGCAAACGCUGGAGUCCCAUGGGCACUCGCGGUCUCAGCAGCUCUUUCGGACUCGGCAGCUCUCUCGGUGCCGCCAGUGACAGGGACAGCAACGAUCUGGACGUCAGCAUGCUGGAGCGCAGCGUGAAGAGCUACACGUCGGCACUUGCGUCUUCGCACGGUAGCAACAACAGCAUCCGGUACUCAGCAGACUGCGAGCUCGUGGACGACGACCAGUUCGUGUGGGAUGACGUGCUAGCGCACGAUGAGCUCCGCACUGGGAUGCGAGACGGGCAGAUUUUCUACGGCUUCCGCGAGGCGAAGAUUGCGUUCCCGCCGACAUUCCGUCGUGUACGCGGAGCAGCUUUGAACCUGGAUGCUGGGAAUUGGCCGGUUGAGGAGCUGGCAGGGUGCUACACCACCGCAGUAGAGGGCCACGGCAUGCGCGUACCAUCGUACACAGAUCGGAUUUUGUUCUUCUCCCAGCCCGACAUGCGCCACCGCCUUCGGUGUGCUGCGUACGCCUCGUGCGAAGAAGUGAGCUGCUCAGACCACAAGCCGGUGCUUGCUGUCUUCCAGGCGCUAGUGAACCGCGACAUCCUGCCGAUCGAGACGGAACUGGCAACCAAGAAGCUUCAGCGCAUGCAGGACGUCAGCGGCGUGCUCGAGUGCCAGCUACGAUUGGACUUCAGCAACAUUUCGUGGCAGCCUGACACCGAGGCCGACUUCCCUCUCACCUCGAUCGGCAGCUCUAUCGAUAUGGACCAGCGCUUCUCGAGCUUCGAUCGCCAUGGACACCAAGUGAUGGUGACGAUCGUCUUCCCGCUGCCGUCGGAAGAUAUUUUCUCGGCGCAGCGGAAGCUGCUGGAGCUCGCGGACUCGAUGAGUGGCGGCGUGUACCUGGAGAACACGGAUCGGCUGCUGUGCAAGACCAACGUGGCUCACGUCAAGUGGGCGGACUUUGUGCGUGACGGCAUCACGCACGCCACGUAUGCUCGACCGACGGGGAACAUGCACGUAGCGAUCAAGGUGCACGCCGGCACUCAAGGCCCAUGCUUCGGUCAAGGAGUGAUCUGCAUCCCGCAGAGCUCACACGACGACAGCGAUGAUGCACCCGAUGGGAUCCAGAAGGCCAACAACUUUGUCGUGGAACUGGCUGAUGGCGGGAGGCAUACAGGCACGCUGUCGGGCUCAGUGAGUCUGCUCCUCCUGCAGCGCGCAAGUGGCGCAUAA
This is a messenger RNA of Phytophthora sojae, 3116 nucleotides long. RefSeq lists its product as hypothetical. NCBI's taxonomy places the organism in Eukaryota, Oomycota, Peronosporomycetes, Peronosporales, Peronosporaceae. Bases 171 to 3116 code for a protein of 981 amino acids. Gene Ontology annotation, molecular function: phosphatase activity. Gene Ontology annotation, biological process: phosphatidylinositol dephosphorylation. The transcript is spliced from 3 exons. The record is from RefSeq and is a predicted model, not a curated record.